Molecule: messenger RNA, 534 nt
Organism: Penicillium longicatenatum
Lineage: Eukaryota; Fungi; Ascomycota; Eurotiomycetes; Eurotiales; Aspergillaceae
Exons: 2
Coding region: 1-534 (177 amino acids)
Source: RefSeq, a predicted model, not a curated record
AUGUCUGACGGUAACUCCUCCACUAUCGGCUCCUACGUGAACCAAGCUACAGGCGCUGCCCAGCGCGCUGUCGGCUCCCUCACUGGCGACUCCUCCACCCAAAUCAAAGGCGAAGCAGUCCAAGACCAAGGCAAGGAGCAGCACGAGAACUCCCACACAACAGCCAAACUAGGCCCUAUCUCUGCCGACCCCAACACCGGCGCAACUGCCACCGACGACCCCAACCGCUCAACUGGUUCCUGGGACCAGACCGUCGGCUCAGCUAAGGAGUCACUGGGUAACAUGAUCGGCAACGAGAGCCUCCGCAAGGCUGGUGUUGAGCAGAACGCCGCGGGCAAGGAGCAAGAGGCUAAGGGCCAGCUCAAGGACUGGGGUGAGGGUAUGCAGAACCGGGCCCAGGGUGCCCUUGGCGGCGUUGCUGCUGCUGUUACCGGUGAUCGGGACGAGGAGAAGAAGUUCCAGGAUAUGCAUGACGAGGGCAAGGUUAGACAGCGUGGAGCUGAGGCUGAUAUGGCCAAGCGCCAGGGUGCGUAA